AUGGAUAUGCUACCUUUGUACGUGUUUCUGCUUCUCUGUGGCUAUCAUCAGGCAUUGACGGCCGUGCUGAGCAAACAUAAGGAACCAAGAAACCUGUUCACCGAACGAGCAUGCUGCAGACGCCAAAGUCACUUUGUUUUCAUAGGCCAAGACAUCUCGGGAAGCCCAGUGAAUAUGGAUGUAGGGAUAUGUAGGACGCACUGUGGAGACCCUUCAAGAACCCAAACCUUUGAACCCACCCUGCAGGGACACUCAAAACAUAUUUCCAUGUUGGAUUUCCUGAGAAGCAAAAAGAUACGUACGCAACGACUUGCCGCUCCAGAGUUACCCGAAAUUACAGACGGUGUCCCGUCAUGCGGCACGGGCGCGAUUUGCGAGCCCACCGGGAUGCGAGUGGAAAAGAUGAUGCUCUUUGAUGGUCUCCGUGAAGUGGAAAUAAUCGAAGACUGUCACUGCGAGACCAAAAUGACUCAAUGCGUCCGUGUACCAUCAUUGCGGACGUACUUUUUUGAGACGCCUUAUGAAACGGUUAUUGACGUUGGAAAAUGCUCUGGCUCAAAAGGCGACUCAGAGGGCUUUUCGUGUAUGCCCACUAAGUUUGAUUCUGCGCUAGUGGAAACACCAAACCAGCUUGAGCUCAUCCAAACCGUUGCAGGAUGUGAACUAAAAGAGGGCUGCUACAGGAUCCCAUACGUGGAGUAUCACCAUGAGAUCACCUACAGCAAAGAUGGAAUCAAAGAAGAGAGACUCAAGGAAAUAGAUGUGGGCAGAUGUUAUGGGAGCUGUACAACAGGAAACCGCUGUCUUCUCAGGAGUGCAUCCGAUUCCGAGGAGUGCUUGUUGUGGGCUGAGGGACAGGGUACUGCUUGUGUUCCACAAGGUUAUGAAAGCCACAUGUUCCUGAAUCAGCACGGCCAAACCCGCACCAUUCUGGCCAUAACCUCUUGUCUCUGUCAGUCUUAA
Molecule: messenger RNA, 963 nt
Organism: Chanos chanos (milkfish)
Lineage: Eukaryota; Metazoa; Chordata; Actinopteri; Gonorynchiformes; Chanidae
Gene: pnhd
Product: pinhead
Exons: 7
Coding region: 1-963 (320 amino acids)
Source: RefSeq, a predicted model, not a curated record